CUAAACAUUUAUACUUGAAAUGUUGAUGUACUGAAAACAUUUCUUUCAAAUGCUACUUAGACCGAGGAGUCCCAUUUUCCCAAAGUAUUACGCUUCUGUACUUAAAUCUUGUAUAGCUCGAAAAGCCAUAGAACCUGGGAAGCAACUCCAUGCGCAGUUAUGGAAUUCCCAACACGAAUAUUUUCCUUUGGAACAUUUUGAUCCGUGGGUAUGCGUGGAACGGACCGUGCGAGGCUGCAAUUUCUUUGUACUAUCAACUUCUUGGACAUGGGCUUGUUCCUGACAAUUUCACGUUUCCGUUUGUGCUCAAAGCGUGCUCGGGCCUUUCGGCGAUCAAUGUGGGAAGGGAAAUCCAUGAUGAACUGAGGAAAACAGGGUGGGAGAUGGAUGUAUUUGUGGGUGCUGCGCUUAUUGAUAUGUAUGCAAAGUGUGGUAGUGUUACUGAAUCCCGUCGGGUGUUCGAUAAGAUUGUAAAUAGAGAUGUAGUGUUGUGGAAUUCAAUGCUUGCUGCUUAUUCUCAAAAUGGGCACCCGGAAGAGUGUUUGAAACUAUGCAGCGAGAUGGUAUUGGGGGAUUUUAGGCCUACUGAAGCUACCUUAGUGACGACUAUAGCCGCUUCUGCUGAUUCAGCGGCAGUUAUUCAAGGACGAGAGCUUCACGGGUAUAGCUGGAGACUCGGAUUUGAGUUAAACGACAAGGUUAAGACUGGGCUUGUGGAUAUGUAUGCUAAGAGUGGCAAUGUGAGGGCUGCAAGGGUCUUGUUCGAGGAAUUAAUGGAAAAGAGGCUGGUUUCUUGGAAUGCAAUGAUUACAGGUUAUGGGAUGCAUGGUCAUGCUUAUGAAGCACUUGAUUUGUUUACUCAAAUGGCUGAAUAUGUUCAGCCUGAUCACAUUACUUUUGUAGGGGUUCUAUCGGCUUGUAACCAUGGAGGACUGCUAGAUAAAGGGCAGAUGUACUUUGACUUGAUGAUUAACGAUUAUCGCAUAGAACCAACUGUUCAGCAUUAUACCUGCAUGGUUGAUCUCCUCGGCCAUUUUAACCGGUUGGAUGAGGCCUAUCGUCUAAUAACAAACAUGAAGGUAAUGCCGGAUUCUGGUGUCUGGGGUGCUUUGCUUAAUUCAUGCAAGAUCCACGGAAACGUGGAGUUGGGCGAGCUUGCACUGGAAAGACUAAUUGAGCUUCAACCAGAUGAUGCUGGAAAUUAUGUGAUUUUAUCCAAUAUCUACGCCCAAGCUGGGAAAUGGGAAGGAGUUGCAAAGCUCAGAAAUCUAAUGACUGAACGGAAGCUCAGAAAAAGCAUUGCUUGCAGUUGGAUUGAGGUUAAAAGCAAUAUCCAUGCAUUUGUAUCUGCGGAUACUUCUCAUCCUAUGUCUGGUCAGAUAUAUGCAGAGUUAAGCGAACUGGGAGAUUUACUUGGAGAAGCUGGGUAUAUUCCAAAUACUUCACCAGUUUUCUAUGAUGUGGAGAACGACGACAAGAUGAAAAUGGUGAGCAGUCACAGUGAAAGGCUAGCUAUUGCCUAUGGACUAAUUAGUACUCCCCCGGGGACCAAGAUUCUAGUAACCAAAAACCUCCGCGUCUGUGAGGACUGCCAUGUUGCAAUCAAGCUUAUAUCAAAAAUUAAAGAGAGGGAAAUCACCAUCAGAGAUGUGAACCGCUAUCAUCAUUUCAAAGAUGGCGUGUGUUCUUGUGGUGAUUAUUGGUAAAUGAUUUGGGAUGCAAGUGUUACCAUCUCCGAGAUGACAACAUUUAGAAAAGAAUUAACUAAGCGCAGAGACUUUCUUGAAAAGAAUCCAUCUGAAGAGAACAAGCCAUCAGCAACACAAAUUUUGUGCCUCACCUCCACAGAACUCUUCUGUGAAUUGUGAUGACCAAAACUGAGACUUGUUCUUCAAGGGUAACCGCGAUGCUCCGUGAAGACUAAUUUGGAACGCAGCAGGCAACAGUGCAUGCUUAGAUGUAAGUUGACCGUACCGAUAGCUGCUCGCGCUUGCAAAAGGACUCUUGAAUUGUGACAGACCUGAGGCACAACGCCAAGGCCAAAUUGACAGUCUUCAUGGAAGUCGCUUAGUAACCAUGUCGGAAAAGAGCUCUGUUCCGAGAGGGUCAGGAAUUUGCAGGUUGGAUACAGACGCAUCGAUUUUGUUAAUGUGUCGAAAACUCUUAUUUCAAGGAAACGUGAUAUAGUGUAUUGCAAGAACUACUUCACCCCCACCGACUAUGGUAAUCAACAAAACAAGCCGACCCAAAUCCUGAUUUCAGAUUUACGUUUCAGCUCUCCUUGUUGUUUGUGCGUAUGCUACUUCUGUUCUCCGAUUGUCUUCUUCUGUGUUAACAUUUGUAAAAAAUUAUAGAAAAAUUCUAAUCCAAACUCCAUAAACAUAUGACAGUGUUCCUCAGAUUCUUGCAUCAUUGGGAUAGAGAAUCUUGGUGCAAUACAUUUGGCAGAUAAUUUUUGAAAAGUAAAACAAAUUACCCAAGAGUAUAUUGCUCAUUUUUCUUAGCAUAUACUUUUUUGUUUUUCUCUUUUUCCAAUAUUUCCAAUAUCACAGGAGCUAACAUGCAUUUUAGCCCCCAACAAAUUCAAUGUCCAUAAAGAUUGGAUCCCUUCCAGCUCUGUAAUUGAGAGACAACAUUUGAAAAUGACUUGUUUAUUGAUAACAUAAUGUACUAAAAGACCAUAUAUACCAAAGACAUCAAAAUCAAGAACAAAUAUUAACUUCGAAAAACAAAUUGAAAGCUUAUCAUCUCCAACGCCCUCCGAAUGUCGCCAAAUAAUCAGCACUCUGAACCAGACAUCAAACCAACUAGCGAAGGGCCACACAGUUUAAGAUUUUCAUA
This is a messenger RNA of Sesamum indicum (sesame), 2841 nucleotides long. RefSeq names its product pentatricopeptide repeat-containing protein At2g27610-like. NCBI's taxonomy places the organism in Eukaryota, Viridiplantae, Streptophyta, Magnoliopsida, Lamiales, Pedaliaceae. Gene Ontology annotation, molecular function: zinc ion binding; protein binding; RNA binding. Gene Ontology annotation, biological process: RNA modification. The record is from RefSeq and is a predicted model, not a curated record.